Messenger RNA from Sorex araneus (European shrew), 2075 nucleotides. It is a transcript of the gene CFAP100, whose product is annotated as cilia and flagella associated protein 100. The record is from RefSeq and is a predicted model, not a curated record. The coding region runs from base 136 to 1992 and encodes 618 amino acids. The transcript is spliced from 16 exons. Gene Ontology annotation, cellular component: ciliary basal body. Lineage: Eukaryota; Metazoa; Chordata; Mammalia; Eulipotyphla; Soricidae.
GACGGGGCCGCGAGGGAACCGGGAGCCGCGGCGCGGAGGCUUCGGAGCGAGCCGGGGCGCGCGCAUCUCGGUUGGACUCUCCCAGAGUGAGUGUCAGGUGCUCCAGCCAAUCUUUGUUCUGCCCAGACGUUCAGGAUGUUGUCUCCGGCCUUCGUGCAGAAGAAGCCCUCCGAUGAGAACAUCCUGGACCCUUUAGACGGUUUUUCAGCCUCUGAAGAGAAGAAAGAGACAAAUGUGAAAAAAGGGAAAGGGGUUAAGGUCGUUGCUGAUCGUUCCUCUAACCCUUUCUACCUUUCUGAGACCAUGGAUGUCUUCGCGUUUAGAGAGCAGGAAUGGAAGAAGAUGCGUGCAGAGCGGAUUCAGAAGCGGAGCCAGUCGGUGCAGGAGAAGAAGACGCUGUCCACCAAGGAGCUCCCCAAGCGGUCGGAGCUGCGGCGCCAGCUGCAGGAGCAGGACCGGCAGGACCACGAGCAGGUGUGCGCCGAAGCCGAGAGGCUGCGCAUCUGCCAGCAGAACACGCUCUGGAAGCUCCUCAUGACCAGAGAUAAGACAUCUGAGUCGGAGGACAUCAACAAGUACAUCGAGCGCAAGCGCCAGAUGUUCCUCCUCCAGUAUGCCCUGGAUAUGAAGCGGAACGAGAUCCAGCGGAUGGAGAUGCUGGUGAGCCAGGAGGAGGAGGAGCUGGUGCAGGCCGAGAAGUCCCUGGAGAAGGACGCGUCCCUGUUUGACGAGUUCCUGCGGGACAAUGACUGCAGCUCCGUGCAGGCGCUGAAAGUGGCCGAGAAGGAGACCAAAGCCAAGAUGGAGAAGGUCAUUGAGAUCCGGGAUCUGACGGUGCAGAUGAUGAACAUCAAGAGUGAAAUGUCCAAGUUUGAGGACACGCUCCAGCAGUACAAAGUCUACAAGGAAUUCCUGUACAAGCUGUCGCCCCAGGAGUGGGUGGAGGAGCAGAAGAAGAAGCACCUGAGGUUCCAACUGUCCCACGAGAGGAGCGAAGACACCUCCUUGCUUGCAGCCAGCCCCGUCCCAUCAGACAUCAAAGCCAGAGUGGAGUCGAGGAGCGGCUCCUCGGUCCUGCAGCUGGAGCCCGCCCCGUCCCUGCUGCCGCCAAACAGGAAGAGCGGCAAGAGGCUCCUGAAGCGCUCGCAGCAGUUCCGCGGCAGCCUGGGCCGGUCCACCCUGCCCGGCGGCCUGUCCACCGCGCCCUCCUCCAAGUCCAGCCAGCUGGACAUCAAGCUGUCUGGCUCCUCCACCCUCCAUGUGCAUGUGCUGGAAGACAGGGAGAGCGACGAGGAGCUGGAUCUGUAUUUCACCGAGCCCAAGCAGCUCCUGGAUAUCUUCAUGGUCCUGGAGGAGCAGAACCUCUCUCUGAUCCAGAACACUCAGGAGAUGGAGGAGACCCUGGACGAUCUAGACUUCACCAUGAGAACCACCAAGGCUCGCAUGGACAAGGAGCUCAAGCAGCUGAAGGAGUGGAUGGAGACGCUGAUGGAGUCCAUCCACAAGGAGGAGGAGAUGGCCGCCGACCUCCAGCUCAGGGCCCGCGUCUUCUACUUUGGCCAGUACAAGGGCGGCCAGGAGGACAAGCUGCUGGAGAGCCUGAACCGCAAGGUGUCGUCCGUGUACAAGCACUGCGUGGGCAGCGGCCAGGAGACCAACCUGGGCACGCUGCAGAUGCUCACCAUCAUCGAGCACCAGCUGCACGAGCUGCUCGAGAACCUGGAGCGCAUGCCCCCGUCCCGGGUGGAGCAGGCCGAGAUGGCCAAGGAGAAGGAGCGGCGCCAGAGAGCCCGAGACGAGAAGAUCCGGCAGCAGAAGCAGCAGCAGGAGGAGCGUCUGGCGCGGUUCCAGGCGCGGUCCCAGGCGGAGAUCAAGAAGAAGGAGGGCCGGCGGCUGGUGUACCGUUCUAAGCCCCCGAAGGAGAGAGCCAAGGAGGUCCUCCCGCAGGAGAGGGUGGACAAGGAAAAGGAGGAGCUGCUGUUCUUCACGUAGCAGGACGGAGCGGGGGCCAAGUCCGCAGCCUGCAUGGCCCCGUCUCCUGCUGACGCUCCUGCUGACGCUCCCUCUGCGCCCCU